AUGGCAGCGCCAGAUUAUAGUCCAUCCAUCUACUCUGGUAGUCGUAGAUACAUACUCUUAGUGUUUGCCGAGCUUCAAAUACUAUGUAUAUGUGGAGUAGUGUUUGGAUGGUCUGCCCUCGAACAGACCAUGAUUAAAGAGGGCAUAUUCUCAGACCUCUGUGAAGCUGGACAAAAGACAUGUAGCCGCCAAGAGCUACGCCUUAACUUGAUAUAUACUCUUGGAACAUUCACCGCCACUGGGUCAUCAUUGUUCAGUGGAGCAUUGUUUGAUCGAUACGGUCCUAAGUUGACCAACCUCUGUGCUCUGGUCAUACUUUCAUUUGGAUUCCUACUUUGGUUCCUUUCCAGCUACCUAAGUGAGGAAUGUUAUAUUGUGGCAUUUGCCAUAAUUGGUAUCGGUGGUCCAGCACUCCAGAUUAGUAUAAUGCAUAUAGGUAAUUUAUUCCCUAAAUACUCUUGUUCAAUUUGUGCAUCAUUCUCUGGAAUGUAUGUGGUCAGUGGCUUUGUCUUUAGAGUGUUUGGCAUCAUAUCCGAUAAGUAUAAUGUUCAAGUCGGAAUACUGUUCCUCGGUUAUAUAGGAGUGAUGGCAAUACUGGUCGUUCCAACUAUUAUAAUGAUGCACAAUACAUCAUACCUGCCUUUGGAUGAGUACAAGGCUGCAUUGGUACGAGGAAGAGCUCCACCAGAUGGAACUGGAAUAUCCGCCAUCAACUCUGAUAGUAAUGAGGAGUCCCCGCUGAUACCUCCAGCAGACAUGUCAUCUAAGCCACUUGAUGAUCAAUCCGUCAAGUUUGACCCAUAUGCCAAAGUCAAGAACAAGCCCCUACUCAAACAACUUAUCACAUGGGAGUUCUACCUCAUCGUCAUAUACAUGAGUGUAAUAUCCCUUCACAACACCUUCUACCUUGGAACAAUCAAUCAACUAUUUGAUGCCAAGUAUGUCAACAUAUUCAAUUGGGCAUGGGAGGGAGGAUUCAUAUUCGUUCCUCUAUACUCAAUGUUGAUGUACAAGUGUUCGCUUGCAUUGAACGCUGCCUUUGUCAACGCAAUUGGCAUCGUAUUUGGUAUCCUCUGUUGUAUACCAAACAGCACAGUGAAUGUCAUUGGUUUCUUCUUCCUCUCGUUCCAAAAUGUCUACCUAUGGGGCUUCCACUUUGUCUAUCUCGCACAAAUAUUCACUUAUGCCAACUUUGGAACACUGUUGGGCAUUGCUUCGGUGACUGUCGCUUUGUUUGGCCUGUUUGAAUACUUGCUGGUGUACUUAUCGCUGAACGGCGUGUCAUUUCUCUAUAUCAAUGGAUUCCUGACGAUAUUGCGAGUGACCCUGUUCAUUCUGCCAAUCAAGAUGUUGGUACAUUGUCGACGCAAACGAAAGAAGUUCAAGAACCUGUAUAAACAGGACGACUUCUGUUGCCAAGACUGUUACACACAUACGAUGGCCACCAGUACCAUGACCAAAUGUGACAGUAGUGUAAGGAAUAGUGAUGUACUACGGGAGAUCCAAGAAACAUAUCUCCUCCAACAACAAGAUAUACAACAACAACAACUACAUAUUCAACAAUAA
Acytostelium subglobosum LB1 is the source of this 1566-nucleotide messenger RNA. RefSeq lists its product as hypothetical. The record is from RefSeq and is a predicted model, not a curated record. The coding region runs from base 1 to 1566 and encodes 521 amino acids. Lineage: Eukaryota; Evosea; Eumycetozoa; Acytosteliales; Acytosteliaceae. The transcript is spliced from 5 exons. Gene Ontology annotation, biological process: transmembrane transport. Gene Ontology annotation, molecular function: transmembrane transporter activity.